AUGAUUGAUAAAGAUGUAAUUGCUUUUAAUCCGUAUUCAAGAACAAUAACAGAUGAUGAAUUAAGUACUCCAACCAAUGAACGUAUUUUUCUAUUAGCAACAGCUCUUCAUCAAGGUUAUACAAUUGAACGUUUAUUUGAAUUAACCAAAAUUGAUCGAUGGUUCUCAGGUCGAUGGAUACGGAUCACCGUAACUUUAUCGUAA
This is a messenger RNA of Rotaria sp. Silwood1, 204 nucleotides long. The record is from the annotation of a GenBank genome assembly. Lineage: Eukaryota; Metazoa; Rotifera; Eurotatoria; Philodinida; Philodinidae.